Messenger RNA from Tripterygium wilfordii, 835 nucleotides. Its product is annotated as 60S ribosomal protein L12-like. The transcript has a single exon. The record is from RefSeq and is a predicted model, not a curated record. Gene Ontology annotation, cellular component: ribosome; cytosolic large ribosomal subunit. Gene Ontology annotation, molecular function: structural constituent of ribosome; large ribosomal subunit rRNA binding. Gene Ontology annotation, biological process: translation. NCBI's taxonomy places the organism in Eukaryota, Viridiplantae, Streptophyta, Magnoliopsida, Celastrales, Celastraceae. The coding region runs from base 90 to 590 and encodes 166 amino acids.
CUAUCAAAACCCUAGCCUAUAUACCCACCCUUCCCCACUGUCCCUUGCUUCUUCGAAACCCUAGAUCGUGAAUCACUUGGGAAGGAAAAAUGCCGCCCAAGUUCGACCCGUCUCAGGUUGUUGACGUCUAUGUCCGGGUCACCGGCGGCGAGGUAGGUGCGGCAAGUUCUCUUGCCCCUAAGAUUGGGCCGCUCGGUCUCUCACCGAAGAAAAUCGGUGAAGACAUCGCAAAAGAGACCGCCAAGGACUGGAAGGGCCUUCGCGUCACUGUCAAGCUCACUGUUCAGAACCGUCAGGCUAAGGUCUCGGUGGUGCCAUCGGCGGCGGCUCUCGUCAUCAAGGCCCUGAAGGAGCCCGAGCGAGACCGCAAGAAAACCAAGAACAUUAAACACAAUGGAAAUAUUUCACUUGAUGAUGUGAUUGAAAUUGCUAAGGUUAUGAAGCCUAGAUCAAUGGCCAAGGAUUUGAGCGGGACCGUGAAGGAGAUUCUGGGGACAUGCGUUUCAGUCGGUUGUACGGUUGAUGGAAAGGAUCCUAAGGACUUGCAGCAGGAGAUCACGGAUGGUGAUGUCGAGGUUCCAUUGGAUUGAGACCCGGAAUCUAGCUUGGGUGAGGGAUUUUGUUGUUUUUUUGUUUUUGGUUUAAUUUGUAUUGUUUGAUAUUUGAAGAUUUCCUAGAAUGUUCUUAAAGGUAAUACAUUUACUGUUAUUUAGAUGAUUUUGAGAUAUCCUUUUUUUAUGAAUAUUGAUGAUGGAGUUAUGGUUCAUGGUUUUUCGAUGUUAUAUUGGGUUUUUACAACCCUACCUUGAAAUAACUUCGGUUGUUGUCUUAUAAA